Messenger RNA from Xiphophorus hellerii (green swordtail), 2145 nucleotides. RefSeq names its product arrestin domain containing 1a (gene arrdc1a). NCBI's taxonomy places the organism in Eukaryota, Metazoa, Chordata, Actinopteri, Cyprinodontiformes, Poeciliidae. The record is from RefSeq and is a predicted model, not a curated record. The transcript is spliced from 8 exons. Gene Ontology annotation, biological process: protein transport. Gene Ontology annotation, molecular function: ubiquitin protein ligase binding; ubiquitin-like ligase-substrate adaptor activity. Gene Ontology annotation, cellular component: cytoplasm. Bases 67 to 1437 code for a protein of 456 amino acids.
GCCAGGUACUGAGCCCAGCAGUUCUCGUGCGCUGCUCAGGUGUUUGUUGGUUUCGGUGAGGAUAACAUGGGAAAGCUGGAGGCCAUCGAGGUCGAGUUUAACGAGAACAAAGUUGUGUACACUCCGGGAGAGUCCAUUUCUGGGAAGGUGACAGUCAAACUGAACCAGCCGAUCCAAUGCAAAGCCAUCAAAGUGAGCUGCAAUGGUUUCUGUGGCAUCACCACUAAGAUAAAUGACACCGCCUGGACAACAGAGGAGCAGUACUUUAACAACACCAUCUCUGUUGCUGACAAAGGAACCCUGAAGCAGGGCGACCACCAGUUUCCCUUCAAGUUUCUCAUACCAGCCUCUUCCCCAACCUCUUUUGAAGGCAGUUAUGGCAAAAUCAUUUACAGAGUGAGGGCUUUUAUCGAAACCCCUCGAUUUGCCAAGGACUACAGCACAGAGAAGCCUUUCUACCUGCUGAGCCUUCUGAACCUGAAUGAACUGCCAGACAUAUGGGGACCAUCCACUUCUGAAGUAACUCAGCAGUUCACCUACAUGCUUCUAAAAACGGGGACAAUUGUUCUGAAGGCCGAAACAGACAUGAAGGGUUACACACCAGGCCAGAUCAUCAAGGUGUCGGCCUACAUCCAUAACCAAUCCUCAAAGUCCACAGGCCACAUAGCUGCCAGCCUUGUGCAGAGGGUGACCUAUGAGACGAAGAAGCCCACCCAUGAUCUGAAGUCCAUAGUGGAGGCGGAAGGCGGUGGGGUAAAGAGUGGUAGAGAGGUGAAGUGGGAGGAGCAGAUCAUUGUUCCUGCCCUCCCUCAGUCCUCACUGAAUGGUUGUGAACUUAUAAAGAUUGAGUAUUAUGUCAAGGUCAGCCUGAAGUCUCCCGAUGUCUCGCUGACAUUACCGAUCCAUAUUGGAAAUGUCUCGCUUGACAAAAAACGCUGUCAUUCCAAAAAAGAAAUUCCUCCUUCCAAGAAGGAGCUCGUAGCCCCUGAGGCGGAAGCAGAGCCCUCAGCAUCUUCCUCCAUGAACACACCAGCAGCUCAACCUGGUCCUAGACCUGCUCCCCGACCCACACCCCGCUCCAGGAUGUCCUCCCACAGCUUCCCCAGUGCCCCUCCUACUGAGUACCACCAUGGAGCAGAAGGUGGGAACUUGAUGAAUGCCGACUUUCCCAACAAGCGCCAGUCUCAGGCAGUAUCCCCCCAUGCCUUCAGCUAUGCUCCAGGCCUCUUCUUUCCCCAGAACCAACCACCCAAUGCGUCUGCCCCAGCUCCAAGUGAACCUUCAUCUAGAGGGUCAACAGGGGCCACGGCCCCUUACCCCUCUGGUAAUGGUGCCCACCCAAUGGCAGCACCACUCAGUCACCCUCCUCCAGACUAUGGCACCUCAACCUACCCACAAGAAGCUCCUCCUUCCUACAGAGAGAGCUGCAACACAUGAAGUUCAUCAAAAAACCAAAACCAGGACAGAAACGAUGUGGGAAUUAUUAAGCGUGGACAAUGUGGACAUAUUUCCAGGAUUACAUUUUUUUUUUUUAACAAGCCCAGAAUACAGAGAGCAGGCCAGCAGGAAACCUGGAGCAAAUCGGGUUCCUUUUGGACUCUAUACCUGGAGUUUCUGCAGUUUUGAAGUGAUCUCAAACUCCAAACUCUUUUAAAAGUCUGUUUAAUGUCUUGCAUUUGAUUAAUACAAAUAAAAAAUAAUUUGAUUUUUAUAUGUUUGAAAUAGAUUUUUAGUUGUGGGUUUGUUUAUUUGCUUUUUCAGCAUCAGUGACAUACUACUAAAAAGUUUAAUACAGGAACUGAAUCAGCAAGAUUAAUUUUGAAUGUUUUGACACCUGUUAGGACAUAAGUUAUCAAUGCUACUUUUUGCACCUUUGCUCUUUUCAUGUCCAAUGUCGUUCUCAUUGAAAUCUUCACAUUAAUGACGUGUACUGAUUUUGUUUUUACCUCUUAUGUUUGCUGUUAGAAUAAUGCAACAUCACUGUGAUUGGAGCUUUUAUUUGGCCAUUUAUUAGGUGUUUUAUAUUCAGUCAUGUAGAUUAGUGCAGAUAUAUUGCCUUUCCUGUAAAAUCAAGGAGGAUUUUAUGUUUAUUUAUUGUCUUGAAUGUCUUCCUGCUGCUGUUUAUAAUAAAUUGAAUUAAACAAG